AUGGACAAUCAGGUUGAUCCUCGUGCCCAGCAGCUGUUCAAGCUGCUUGUUGAGCAAUAUAUUGCUGACGGCUCACCCAUUGCUUCCAAAACUCUGGCCACUCGACCUGAAAUCACAGUGUCAUCCGCAACGGUGCGCAACAUCAUGGGCGACCUGGAAGCCAUGGGGCUGGUCAAGUCUCCACAUACCUCAGCGGGGAAAAUACCCACAACUCAGGGUUACCGCUUUUUUGUAGACUCUCUUUUGCACGUUGAACCCUUUGCAGAAUCCCGUAUACGGGAAAUUGAAGCGGAGUUGAAUCCAGACCUGGCACCUGCUGAGCUGGUGGCUUCAGCCUCAGAGCUACUGUCCCACAUUACUCAGAUGACCUGUGUGAUCACGACGCCGUUGCGUAAUCAGGUCAACCUGCGGCAGGUUGAGUUUGUACGUCUGGAUGAAGAGCGCGUGCUGGUGAUUCUGGUCCUGAAUGAUCGCGAGGUGCAGAACAGAGUGAUUCAUACUGAGCGCGAAUAUUCUUCUGUCGAGCUGACUCAGGCUGCAAAUUAUAUCAACCAGGAGUUUGGUGGUAGCGCUCUGAUCGACAUCCGCAAAGCGCUGGUGCAGAGCAUGCAGGCGGACAAGGAUCACAUGGAUACGCUGAUGCAGACAGCGUUGGAUAUGGCUGCGGCUACAUUUGUUGAAGACCCUGCAGAGCGCGACCCGGAUCUGCUGGUCAAAGGCGAAAACCGGCUGCUCGACUUCAGUACCGACACUGACCAGGUGAAAAGUCUUUUUGAUGCCAUCUCCCACAAAGGCCGGGUGCUGCACCUGCUGGACCGGUGUCUACAGAGUAGCGGGGUUCAGCUGUUCAUCGGUGAUGAGUCUGGUUAUCAACCUCUCGGAGAUGCAUCGCUGGUCACUUCAGCUUAUGAGGUGAAUGGUGAAGUAGCUGGCGUUUUAGGCGUCAUUGGCCCAACCCGCAUGCACUACUCUGAUGUGAUCCCCGUCGUAGACGUCACCGCCCGCUUAUUGAGCGACGGUCGAAUCCGAGAGCAGGGGCCGGCUAUGGCACAAGACGAGAACAAUCACGACAAUCCCGCUGAUCAGGCGGACGAUGUCACCCAGGACAGUGGCGAGGGCGCUGCUGAAACCGAACAACCAGGCGCGGCCGAAAUUGCCGAUCUGAAAGAUCAGGUGCUACGCAGCCUUGCGGAGAUGGAAAACGUCAAACGACGUGCCGCUCGAGACAUCGAAAAUGCGCACAAAUUUGCCGUCGAAAAAUUACUCAGCGAUCUGUUUCCUGUUGUCGACAGCCUUGAAAAGGCGGUUGAGACGGCGGAGCAGACCCAGGGCGCCCAGCCCAUAGCCGAAGGUGUAGCGCUGUCGCUCAAGCUGUUUGUCGAUACGCUUGCCAAAUCCGGUGUUGAACAGAUUGAUCCGCUGGGUGAGCCCUUUGACCCUCAGAUGCAUGAGGCAAUGACCAUGGUGCCUAACCCUGCUGCAGAGCCCAAUUCAGUGAUGGACGUGAUGCAGAAGGGCUAUUUGCUCAACGGCCGUCUGGUCAGGGCUGCAAAAGUCAUUGUCGCCAAAGCGCCGAUAAUGGGUAAGAUUAUUGGUAUUGACCUUGGCACCACCAACUCGUGUGUCGCUGUCAUGGAAGGCGGUGAGCCUCGCGUCAUCGAAAAUUCUGAAGGCGAUCGCACAACACCUUCAGUUAUUGCGUACACCGAAGAUGGUGAGAUCCUGGUUGGUCAGAAUGCGAAGCGCCAGGCAGUCACCAACCCCACGAAUACGCUUUUUGCAGUGAAGCGUUUGAUUGGACGAAAGUUCAAAGAUGACGUUGUGCAGAAAGACAUCAAGAUGGUGCCGUACAAAAUUUCCGAAGCGGCUAACGGCGAUGCCUGGAUUGAAGUAAAAGGCGAAAAGCUGGCGCCGCCCCAGGUGUCUGCCGAAACCCUGAAGAAGAUGAAGAAAACCGCAGAGGAAUAUCUUGGUGAAGAAGUCACUGAGGCGGUAAUUACCGUGCCGGCUUACUUCAACGAUUCUCAACGUCAGGCGACCAAAGACGCGGGCAAGAUCGCGGGUCUGGAAGUUAAGCGCAUCAUCAACGAGCCCACCGCGGCCGCGCUGGCCUACGGCCUUGAUAAGAAGCGUGGCGAUGCCAAGGUAGCCGUUUACGACCUGGGUGGUGGUACCUUCGACGUGUCUAUCAUUGAAAUUGCUGAAGUGGACGGCGAGCACCAGUUUGAAGUGCUGUCGACCAACGGUGAUACGUUCCUCGGUGGUGAGGACUUCGAUCUGCGCAUCAUUGAUUAUCUUGCAGACGAAUUUAAGAAAGACAACAGCGUUGACCUGCAUAGCGAUCCACUGGCACUGCAGCGUCUGAAAGAAGCCGCUGAAAAAGCCAAAAUCGAACUGUCCAACAGCCAGCAGACAGAAAUAAAUCUGCCGUACAUCACCGCAGAUCAGACUGGUCCCAAGCACCUGGUGCUGAAGCUGACCCGUGCCAAGCUGGAAUCUCUGGUCGAAGACCUGGUACAGCGCACAAUCAGCCCCAUCCAGACGGCAUUAGACGAUGCCAGCCUGACCAUCAGUGAUAUUGACGAUGUGAUUCUGGUCGGUGGUCAAACUCGUAUGCCGCUGGUGCAGGAGAAAGUGAAGAGCUUUUUCGGCAAAGAUGCUCGCCGUGACGUGAACCCUGAUGAAGCGGUUGCGAUUGGUGCAGCGAUCCAGGCAGCAGUGCUUGCCGGUGAUGUAACCGACGUGUUGCUGCUUGAUGUGACCCCUCUGUCUCUGGGUAUCGAAACGCUGGGUUCAGUGAUGAGUGUGUUGAUUGAAAAGAACACAACGAUUCCAACAAAGAAAACUCAGACUUUCUCUACUGCGGACGACAAUCAGACUGCGGUUACCAUCCACGUGUUGCAGGGUGAGCGUAAACAAGCUGGCCAGAACAAGUCGCUGGGACAGUUCAACCUGGAAGACAUUCCGCCUGCACCUCGUGGCUUGCCACAAAUUGAGGUCGCGUUUGAUCUGGAUGCCAACGGUAUUCUGAAUGUUUCUGCAAAAGACAAAGCAACGGGCAAAGAACAGUCGAUUGUGAUUAAAGCCUCGAGCGGACUGUCGGAUGAGGAGAUCGAGCAGAUGAUCCGCGAUGCGGAAGCCCACUCUGAAGAAGAUAAGAAAUUCGAAGAGAUGGUUGGACUGCGUAACCAGGCAGACAGUCUGGUACACGGCGCCCGCAAAGCGGUAGAAGAGGCCGGUGAUAAAGCUUCAGCUGAAGAAAAAGAAGCCAUCGAAAACGCCGCGAAAGAGCUUGAGGAAGCGCUUAAGGACGGCGACAAAGAAGGCAUCGAAGCUAAAAUGCAGACGCUGUCUCAGGCAUCCGCAGGGCUAGCGCAGAAAAUGUACGAAGCGGAAGCAGCUGAGGCUGGCCCCGCACCGGGAGCGGAAGACGGUGGUCAGAACGCUUCAGACGAUGCGGUAGAUGCAGAGUUUGAAGAGUUAAUUAUGUCCAAGCGAGAUUACUACGAAGUACUAGGCAUCAAUCGAGACGCCUCAGACGAAGAGCUGAAGAAAGCUUACCGUCGCUUGGCGAUGAAGUUCCAUCCGGACCGCAAUUCCGACGAUCCAGAUUCAGACGAUAAGUUUAAAGAAGCCUCAGAGGCCUACGAAAUUCUUUCUGAGCGUGAAAAACGGCGGGCAUAUGAUCAGUUCGGUCAUGCCGGCGUCGAUCCGAAUCAGGGUGGUGGCCAGGGCUUUGAAGGCAACUUUGGCGACAUUUUUGGUGAUGUCUUUGGAGACAUCUUUGGCGGGGGCCGUGGUGGCCGUAGCGCCAACGGUAUGUCCCGUGGUUCGGAUUUGCGCUACAACAUGCAGCUUGAUCUGGAACAGGCUGUCAGCGGCGAUACUGUGGAAGUGCGUAUUCCUGUGCUCACCACCUGCGAAGAUUGUGAUGGCAGUGGCGCAGCCCCAGGCACCACGCCAAGUACCUGUCCUGAUUGUCAGGGCGCCGGCCAGAUUCGCGUCUCUCAAGGUUUCUUCUCGCUGCAACAAACCUGCCCACGGUGUCGUGGCCAGGGCCGCAUAGUCAGCGAUCCCUGUCGCAAAUGCAGCGGUGCCGGACGGGCAGAAAAGCGUAAAACGCUGUCUGUGAAAGUACCUGCCGGGGUGGACACGGGCGAUCGCAUUCGUCUCAGCGGCGAAGGCGAAGCAGGCAUGAACGGUGGCCCGCCGGGAGACCUUUAUGUACAGAUAGACGUGCGCGAACAUGCCAUCUUUUCCCGUGAUGGGCGCAACCUCUAUUGUGAAGUGCCGAUAUCAAUUGUUGAUGCGGCCCUCGGUGGAGAGCUUGAAGUCCCCACCCUCGAUGGUCGGGUAAAACUCAAGAUUCCCACGGAAACCCAGACCGGUAAGAUUUUCAGGUUACGUGGCAAAGGCGUGACCCCGGUGCGUGGCGGCGGGGUCGGUGACCUCUUGUGUAAGGUGGUGGUGGAAACGCCGGUAAAACUGACCGAUCGCCAGAAAGAACUGCUGCAGGAGCUGAAAGUCUCGUUGAGUGAAAGCGCUAAGCAUUCACCGCGGGAAAAGUCCUGGUUUGAUGGGGUUAAAAAUUUCUUUGACGGAUUAACCGGCUGCGCCGCCUUUGAACACGCUUCCAGCACAGCUCUGGGAGCGGAUGCAGGUGAACUCGCAGGUGUAGGCGCGCUGGGCAUUGUGAUUUCACCUUUUGCGCAAGCCAAGCCUGAAGAUUUUGAGGUGGUGAUAGAUUUCACCGCACCCCAGGCGACGCUGAGUCUGGCUGAGUUCUGCAGUCGAGAGGGCAAAGCCAUGGUGAUCGGCACCACCGGCUUUACCGAUGCCGAACUCAAGCAACUUGAGCGCGCGGCUGACCAGGUGCCUCUGUUCAUGUCCCCUAAUAUGAGUGUCGGGGUGAAUCUCACCUUUAAACUGAUUGAGAUGGCUGCACGCGCGCUGGGUGAUGACGUUGAUGUUGAAGUGAUCGAAGCCCACCACCGACACAAAGUGGAUGCGCCUUCAGGCACCGCGGUGCACAUGGGUAAGGUGUUGGCGGAAGCUUUAGAUCGUGACCUUGAAAAAGAUGCCAUCUAUGGGCGUCAGGGCAUUACCGGCGCCCGCGAACGUAACACCAUUGGGUUUUCGACAAUCCGUGGCGGCGAUGUUGUGGGUGAACAUACGGUUAUGUUUAUUGGUGAUGGAGAGCGGCUGGAAAUUACCCAUCGGGCUUCGAGUCGGAUGAAUUUUGCCCUGGGUGCGUUACGUGCAGUGCGGCAUAUUCACAACAAAGCGCCGGGAUCCUCCGUUGGCGAAGUGGUGUUCAAUACUGCCAUGACGGGCUAUCAGGAAAUCCUCACCGAUCCUUCCUACGCUCAGCAGAUUGUUACCCUGACCUACCCCCAAAUUGGCAAUACCGGAUGUACUCCGGAAGACUUUGAAUCUGAUCGCAUCUGGAGCGCGGGACUGGUGAUUCGCCAGACGCCGCGGCGCCUGAGCAACUGGCGGGCAAAAACAUCCCUGCAGCAAUUGCUGCGCAGUGAAAACGUUGUGGCCAUAGCCGAUGUAGAUACGCGCAGGCUGACAAAGCUGAUUCGAGAGAAAGGCGCAUUGGCGGGUUGUAUCCUUGCGGGUUCAGACGCCGGCACCGAUGAAGGUAAAGCCAAAGCACUGGCCCAAGCACAAGCAUUCCCUGGCCUCAAAGGCAUGGACCUGGCGAAAGAAGUCACCGGCGCCCAGCGCACAUGGACCGAAACCAGCUGGUCCCUGGAGGAUGGUUACGGAACAGUAGGGCAAACACCGUACAAGGUGGUGGCCUACGAUUUUGGCGUGAAGCGCAACAUUUUAAGGCUGCUGGCAAGCCGCGGUUGUGACCUUACGGUAGUACCAGCACAAACACCGGCGGCUGAGGUGCUGGCCAUGAAGCCCGACGGUGUUUUUCUGUCGAACGGUCCUGGUGACCCGGAACCCUGCGACUAUGCCAUAGCAGCCAUAAAAGAAUUGUUAGAACACAAGUUGCCUGUUUUUGGUAUCUGCCUGGGGCAUCAACUGUUGUCUCUGGCAAGUGGUGCCAGCACUUUGAAAAUGUCCCACGGCCACCACGGCGCUAAUCAUCCAGUGCAGGACAACGACUCCAGGCAGGUCAUCAUCACCAGUCAGAACCAUGGUUUUGCGGUGGACGGCGAUACCUUGCCGGACAACCUGCGUUGCACACAUGUUUCUCUGUUUGACGGUACCGUUCAGGGUGUGGCGCGAACGGACGUGCCGGCCUUUGGUUUCCAGGGACAUCCAGAGGCAAGCGCCGGUCCCAUUGUGAUCGGCCAGGCCUGCGAGUUUGACUAUUCUGGCGCCCAGGCUUGUAAAGCCCUGCGGGAAGAGGGUUAUCGGGUCAUCCUGGUGAACUCCAAUCCAGCGACCAUCAUGACUGACCCAGCCAUGGCUGAUGCGACGUACAUUGAGCCGGUGGAAUGGCGCACGGUUGCAGCGAUCAUCGAACAGGAAAAACCCACCGCACUGCUCCCCACAAUGGGUGGACAGACGGCGCUGAACUGCGCGCUGGAUCUGGUGCGGGAAGGUGUGCUCGAUAAAUACAAUGUUGAGCUGAUUGGCGCCAGCCAGGAUGCGAUUGAUAAAGCGGAAGACCGCGAGCGUUUUGAUCGCGCCAUGAAGCGCAUUGGCCUUGAUACCGCCCGUUCUGCUAUUGCCCAUAGCCUGGAAGAAGCGCUGCAGGUGCAAAGCCAGCUUGGCUUCCCCUGUGUGAUAAGACCUUCGUUCACCAUGGGCGGAAGUGGUGGCGGCAUCGCCUACAAUUCAGAAGAAUUUGUUGAAAUCUGUAAUCGUGGGCUGGAAUUGUCACCGACGUCGGAAUUGUUGAUCGAUGAAUCUUUGGUCGGUUGGAAAGAAUUUGAGAUGGAGGUGGUGCGUGAUCACCUCGAUAACUGCAUCAUCGUCUGUGCCAUUGAAAACCUGGACCCGAUGGGUGUGCAUACUGGCGACAGUAUUACGGUUGCGCCAGCGCAGACGCUGACCGACAAAGAAUAUCAGUUGCUGAGAAAUGCUUCGAUCGCGGUAUUGCGGGAAAUCGGCGUUGAUACCGGCGGAUCAAAUGUUCAGUUUGCCAUCGAUCCCGAUACGGGCCGCACCGUGGUCAUUGAAAUGAAUCCGCGGGUCUCCCGAUCCUCCGCGUUAGCGUCCAAGGCAACCGGUUUCCCGAUUGCGAAAGUGGCGGCCAAGCUUGCCGUAGGCUAUACCCUCGAUGAACUGGAGAACGAUAUUACCGGCGGUAUUACACCGGCGUCGUUUGAACCCAGCAUUGACUAUGUGGUGACCAAAAUACCACGCUUCACGUUUGAAAAAUUUGUUCAGGCUGAUGCCCGUUUAACCACGCAGAUGAAGUCUGUUGGCGAAGUGAUGGCGAUUGGCAGAACUUUUCAGGAAUCCAUGCAGAAAGCCCUGCGCGGACUCGAAACCGGCAUGUCAGGUUUUGAUCCGGUGUUGGACGCCAGCGUUGCUGCAGACGUGCUGAACGCUACCCUGAAGCGAGAGCUGGGCACACCCAGCGCGCUGCGUGUCUGGUAUGUGGCUGAUGCGUUUCGUGCUGGAUGGUCGUUGGAAGAUAUUUUUGAAUCGACCAAAAUCGAUCCCUGGUUUCUGGCUGAAAUUGAAGAUCUCAUCAGCACGGAAAUCAGCCUGGCUAAUGUGUCUGCCAUCGCUCUGGGCAAAGAAGACUGGUAUCGCCUCAAGCGCAAAGGCUUUUCUGACGCGCGCCUGGGGCAGCUCCUGGCGACGGACGAAAGCGAAAUUCGUCAGCUUCGCCAGGCCUUGGAUGUCAGGCCUGUUUAUCGGCGUGUGGACACCUGUGCGGCUGAGUUUCCGGCCAGCAGUGCCUAUAUGUAUUCGACCUACGAAGAAGAAUGUGAAUCGCUGCCGUCGGAGCGUAAGAAAAUUAUGGUUCUGGGUGGUGGCCCGAAUCGAAUCGGUCAGGGUAUUGAGUUUGACUAUUGCUGUGUUCACGCGGCACUGGCCAUGCGCGAAGAUGGUUAUGAGACCAUCAUGGUGAAUUGUAACCCGGAGACAGUAUCGACGGAUUACGAUACGUCUGAUCGGCUGUAUUUUGAGCCGGUCACCCUGGAAGAUGUGCUUGCGAUCUGCGAUGUGGAACAACCGGUCGGCGUGAUCGUCCAGUUCGGCGGACAAACACCGCUGAAGCUGGCAAACGAUCUGGAGGCAGCAGGUGUGCCGAUUAUAGGCACAACGCCGGACGCAAUUGAUCGGGCGGAAGACCGUGAACGUUUUCAGCAGCUGGUUGAGAAAUUACAGCUGCGUCAGCCAGCCAACCGCGUGGCUUCCAGUGCCUAUCAGGGCAUUGAGCGUGCUCAGGCCAUUGGGUAUCCGAUUGUUGUGCGGCCGUCUUAUGUGCUGGGUGGACGAGCGAUGGAAAUUGUCUACAACGACGAUGAGCUGAUGCAGUACAUGCAGAACGCUGUAGAUGUGUCUAACGAUUCACCUGUGUUGUUGGACCGGUUUCUGGACCAGGCCGUAGAGGUGGACGUCGACGCUGUUUGUGACGGCCAUCAGGUGGUCAUUGGCGCGAUCAUGCAACACAUUGAACAGGCAGGUAUUCAUUCCGGUGACUCAGCCUGCUCGCUGCCACCAUACAAUCUGCCGAUGCAUAUCCAGAACAUUAUUCGCCAGCAGGUGUCAGAUCUUGCACUUGAGCUUGGUGUUGUUGGUCUUAUGAACGUGCAGAUGGCGGUACAGGGUGAAGAUGUAUUUGUGUUGGAAGUGAAUCCGCGUGCAUCCCGUACCGUACCGUUUGUGUCCAAGUGUAUAGGCGUUUCCCUGGCAAAAGUUGCUGCCCGCUGUAUGGCGGGAACCACCCUUGCUGAACAGAAGUUUACCAAAGAGAUCAUUCCAACCGUUUUCAACGUGAAAGAAUCCGUAUUCCCAUUCAACAAGUUCCCGGGUGUAGAUCCGAUUCUUGGCCCGGAGAUGAAAUCUACCGGCGAAGUCAUGGGAGUUGGCGAUACCUUUGGCGAAGCUUUUGCAAAAGCCGCUCUGGGCGCGGGCGAAGUGUUGCCUGAGCAAGGCCGCGUGUUCAUCAGCGUGAAAGACUCUGACAAAGAAAAUCUGCCGCAAAUCGCCCAGCUUCUGGCGGACCAGGGGUUUACGUUUGUGGCUACCCGUGGUACCCAGCGCUGUCUGGAGCGCGCCGGUAUCAGCUGCGCAAAGAUCAGCAAGGUCAAUGAAGGUCGUCCGGAUGUUUCGGAUAUGGUCAAGAACGAUCAGAUAGAUCUGAUUAUCAACACCACCGAAGGGCGUAAAUCUAUUGCAGAUUCUGCGGUGAUUCGUCGUCUCGCGCUGCAGAAAAAAAUCUGUUACACAACUACUUUGGCUGGAGGGGAAGCGAUUGCGAUUGCAAUUACUCAGGGGCAGGGUGAUCGGGUCAGGCGGCUGCAAGAUAUUCACGCUGCUUUAUAA
This is a messenger RNA of Symbiodinium necroappetens, 9471 nucleotides long. The record is from the annotation of a GenBank genome assembly. NCBI's taxonomy places the organism in Eukaryota, Dinophyceae, Suessiales, Symbiodiniaceae.